Molecule: messenger RNA, 1017 nt
Organism: Prunus armeniaca (apricot)
Lineage: Eukaryota; Viridiplantae; Streptophyta; Magnoliopsida; Rosales; Rosaceae
Source: the annotation of a GenBank genome assembly
AUGGCUGAAGACAUCUGUUUCUUCAACAAGGAAACUCUGAUCAUAAAGCCUCCUAAGAAAUCUCCUUUGUUAUUGAGGAUGACAGUCCUAGUAUUUGCAAUGGUCUUUGGCGUUUAUAUCUGCUCAAUAUGUCUAAAGCAGUUAAGUAUCCAAACCAUGACUAGAUUUCAAAGCAUCAAAGUCAUUGCAAGGCCUUGCCACGACACCAAACUAUUAGAAAUUCCUUAUAAGCAUUACCCAAUGCCUGAAACUUUUAGCAGGGCUGAAUGUGCACGUAAUCCUGUAAGAUUCUUUGCAAUCUUGUCGAUGCAGAGAUCGGGGAGUGGGUGGUUUGAAAGCCUGUUGAAUAGUCAUAAAAACGUUAGUUCUAAUGGAGAGAUAUUCUCCGUUAGGUCUAGGAGGGAAAAUAUAUCUUCAAUUGUACAGACUCUGGAUAAAGUUUACAAUUUGGACUGGUUCAGCAGUGCUUCGAAGAAUGAGUGCUCUGCAGCAACUGGCUUCAAGUGGAUGCUUAAUCAGGGUUUAAUGGAGCACCACAAAGAAGUUGUGCAAUACUUCAAUCGCAGGGGCGUCUCUGCAAUAUUUCUCUUUCGAAGAAACUUGUUGCGUAGAAUGGUUUCUGUUCUUGCUAAUUCUUAUGAUCGAUACGCUAAGCUAUUGAAUGGAACCCACAAGUCACAUGUACAUUCAGAAGAAGAGGCUGAUACCCUGAAAAAGUACAAGCCUACUAUCAAUUGCAUGAAGUUGAUUACUGAUCUUAAGGAAAUGGAGUUGACAACUUCAAAGGCUUUAGAGUACUUCAAUAGCACCAGGCACAUCGUUUUGUUCUACGAGGACAUUAACCGCACUAAACUAAAAGAAGUUCAAGAGUUUCUCAGCCUUCCACAGAUGGAAUUAACCAGCCGUCAGGUAAAGAUACACAACGGACCGUUGUCGGACCUUAUCAAGAACUGGGAUGAUGUGAAGAAGACGCUUAUAGGAACACCUUAUGAAGAUUUUCUCCACCCGGACUAUUAG